Messenger RNA from Alosa sapidissima (American shad), 2400 nucleotides. RefSeq names its product fibulin-1-like. The record is from RefSeq and is a predicted model, not a curated record. Lineage: Eukaryota; Metazoa; Chordata; Actinopteri; Clupeiformes; Clupeidae. Gene Ontology annotation, molecular function: calcium ion binding; peptidase activator activity. The coding region runs from base 159 to 2159 and encodes 666 amino acids. Gene Ontology annotation, biological process: extracellular matrix organization. Gene Ontology annotation, cellular component: extracellular region. The transcript is spliced from 15 exons.
GCGUGAACCUGGAGCCAGGAAGACAGCCAACCUCGUCUGUUCAUUUGCAUCUCGCCCAGUUUGUUGGUGACUGCUUGACUGCUGUUACUGAAAACUCGACUGUAGCCUACCGGAGUUUAGCACUAUAACAUAUUUCAAAUAGCCUAGGCUAUAUGUAAAUGAUGUGUCUGUGGAUUAUAGUAUUUAUGUCGUUAUGCUACGCACUGGCAGGACAAGGAUUUCGGCAACCAUCUGUGCAGGGGUGUUGUAAGGAUGGGAGGGAACGUGCUCAAGAGCGCCAAGACUGUACACUUCUCCCUGUAAUAUCCAGGCUCACCAGCUGCAGGAUUGCCCAAGAGCAGUGCUGCGUGGCAGCCGUGGAGGACCUGUUUUGCAGCAAAGGCACACGCCAGGCUACAACAUAUGAAACCUGUGAGAUGGAUUUCUUUAGUGGAAAUGAUGUGGAAAGAAGAAUUGCCAAGACAUGCUGUGACUGUUGCAUGCUGGGUAUUGAGGCUAGCCGAGAGGCCCAAAGCUGUUACCUAAGCAUUUCUGUUAACAAGCACUGUCAGCAGGUAGCUAAAAACUGCUGUGUGAAGCUGGACAACACCCCCAGCCAAGAAGAAGGAACCUCUGAAAAUGAACAAAGCAGAGCACCAUGUGAAGGGUCAAAGUGCUCUCAGUUAUGUGUUGGAAAUGGGGUCUGUGGAUGCUUUGUGGGUUACAGACUCAAGCCAGAUGGAUUCAGCUGUGAUGAUGUAAAUGAAUGUCUGGUUGGCUCCUCGACUUGCCAGCAGGGGGAGCAGUGUAUCAACACAGAGGGCUCGUUCCGCUGCCAGAGAAUGGCUAGCUGUGGGACAGGCUAUGAGCUCACAGAUUCCAAUCUGUGCAAAGAUAUUGAUGAGUGCUUGACUGGAACCCACAACUGCGGUCCUGAGUUUCGGUGUGAGAAUAAACCAGGGUCCUUCAGCUGUCUACCCCACUCACGGUGUGAGAAGGGAUACUUACAGGAUGCUGUGGGAAACUGCAUUGACAUAAAUGAGUGUGUGACUCUGGAGAGCCCCUGCCAGCCAGGUCAGACGUGUGUUAACACAUUGGGCUCCUAUACCUGUGAGAGGCACAGAGUGACAUGCUCACGUGGCUAUCACCUAAAUGAAGAUGGCAGUCGGUGCUUAGAUGUUGAUGAGUGCAAGAGCUCCCAGCCCUCCUGUGAAGGUCAUGGCUGUGUGAACCUGCUGGGCUCUUUCCGUUGCGAGUGCCAACCAGGCUUUAUAUUUAACAGCAUCAACAAAGUAUGCGAAGAUAUUAAUGAGUGCAGGCACUAUCCAGGACAGCUUUGUGCACACAAAUGUGAAAACACCCCUGGGUCCUACCAGUGCAGUUGUGAUACAGGAUUCAGGCUGGACAGUGAUGGCAGGAACUGCAAGGAUGUGAACGAGUGUGAAAACAAUCCCUGCAACCAGGAAUGUGCUAAUGUCUAUGGCUCCUAUCAAUGCUACUGUCGUCUUGGCUACCAGCUUAGUGACUCUGAUGGGGUUACAUGUGAAGAUGUGAAUGAGUGUGUCCUAACCCCUGGAGGGAAGGUCUGUUCCUAUCAGUGUUCAAACACAAUGGGAAGUUUUGAAUGCUCAUGCCCUGCCACAGGCUACACCCUGGCACCAAAUGGCCGAUCAUGUCAAGACGUUGAUGAGUGUGCAACUGGAACACACACAUGCCAUGCUAGCGAGACCUGCUUCAAUAUACAGGGUGGUUUCCGUUGCCUGUCCUUUGAGUGUCCUCCAAACUUCCGCCGCAUUGCUGAAAACCGCUGCGAGCUCUUACCUUGCAGAGGGCCGCGCGAGUGCCUAUCUCUCCCCUUGAGAAUCUCCUUCUACAACCUCACGUUUCCUACCUACCUCUCAGUACCUGCUGACGUCUUCCGAAUGGGACCCUCUAAUUCCACACCUGAGGACAACAUCCAACUUGCCAUUGUAGCAGGCAACGAGGAGGGCUACUUCAGUGCUCAGAAACAGGGCUAUGGGGGGGUAAUAUCCCUGCAGAGGACUCUGACCCAGCCAAGGGAUUUCCUGCUCAGUGUAGAGAUGAGGCUGACACGCUAUAGCACUGCCAGCCUCUAUCUGGCCAAGAUCGCUGUGUUUGUUACUCAUGGGCAACCUGUCCCACCCAUCAGGCUGCCAUAAUGAGAGAACAGCAAGUGUAUGUUUUAGCAUAGUCUUGAUGGCAAGGAAUACUAUGUGGCCUUGUGAAUGCUUGAUGCCUGAUGAUACUCUAAAUAAUUGUGCUGUAUGAUUACUUCCAGAGGUGGAGCAUAGAAAAUAUUCCCUUAUGCAAUCGAUUUUCUUGACAGAUGUUUUGAGUUUCAAAUGUUGCUGUCUGUCCUAAAGCUUGUUAUAAUGAUUAAAGUUCCUUUUGAGACAUGUC